Molecule: messenger RNA, 913 nt
Organism: Vanessa tameamea
Lineage: Eukaryota; Metazoa; Arthropoda; Insecta; Lepidoptera; Nymphalidae
Gene: RpL7
Product: large ribosomal subunit protein uL30
Exons: 7
Coding region: 98-886 (262 amino acids)
Biological process (GO): maturation of LSU-rRNA from tricistronic rRNA transcript (SSU-rRNA, 5.8S rRNA, LSU-rRNA)
Cellular component (GO): cytosolic large ribosomal subunit
Molecular function (GO): structural constituent of ribosome; RNA binding
Source: RefSeq, a predicted model, not a curated record
AAUUUAAUAAAUAUGGCGAUUACCGGAAGUCUAUGGUUUCUGUCGUUCUUUCUAUAAUUUGACACACGUGCCGCGUGGAGUUUUGCCUCGCAGCACAAUGGUGGCGACAACAGACAAAAAGGCUCCGGCCGAGAAGAAGGUAGUUAAGGGCAAGGAAGACAGCAAGAAGCUUCCCGCAGUCCCUGAGUCAGUUCUCAAGCACCGUAAACGCAGGGAGGCUCUCAGAACCCGUCGUAUUCAGGUAACGAUCAAAAGGCGUUCCGCUGCCCACAAGAAGAGGAAAGAAAUCUUCAAGAGGGCUGAACAGUAUGUUAAGGAAUACCGCAUCAAGGAACGUGAUGAGAUCAGGCUGGCCAGACAGGCACGCAACCGAGGCAACUACUAUGUUCCCGGUGAAGCUAAGCUUGCUUUCGUCAUUCGUAUCCGUGGUAUCAACCAAGUCUCACCUAAGGUACGCAAAGUCCUCAAGCUGUUCAGAUUGCGUCAAAUUAACAACGGUGUCUUCAUCAAGCUGAACAAGGCCACAGUCAACAUGAUGCGUAUUGCUGAGCCCUACAUCACUUGGGGAUACCCCAACCUGAAGAGUGUUCGUGAGCUGAUCUACAAGCGUGGUUUCGCUAAAGUGAAGGGACAACGUGUACCCAUCACUUCCAACAAGGUCAUUGAAGAGAAACUUAGCAAGAGCAACAUCAUCUGUGUGGAGGACCUCAUCCACGAAAUCUUCACUGUCGGUGAUAAGUUCAAGUAUGCAAGCAAUUUCUUAUGGCCAUUCAAGCUGAACAAUCCGACCGGAGGCUGGCGCAAGAAGACCAUCCACUAUGUCGACGGCGGUGACUUCGGUAACCGUGAGGACAAGAUCAACGAGCUCCUCAGGAGAAUGGUCUAAAUAAAUAGAUUAUAAUUUUAAAAUUAA